AUGGGAACCCUGAAGUUAAUCGAAGUCGAAAACUUCAAAUCGUGGAAAGGGCGACAGUUGAUUGGGCCCUUCAUGCGCUUCAACUGCAUUAUCGGUCCGAAUGGAUCAGGUAAUGAGCGGUGCCCCGAGGCCGACAACAGCCGUGAUCGCUCUCCCACUACCCCUCCCUCGACAUUGCCGCCGACACCUCCUCAUCCCUUGAUUCCUGACCUCCUCCUAAGGAGGGGUUGGGGGAAGUCCAAUAUAAUGGAUGCUAUCAGUUUUGUGAUGGGCGAGAGAACUGCUAAUCUGAGAGUGAAGCACAUGAAGGACCUGAUUCAUGGUGCUCAUAUUGGACAUCCUGUGUCACCUAUGGCCAGGGUCACUAUGCUGUAUGAGAUGGAAAAUGGAGAGGAGUUAGCAUUUACCAGAGCCAUUGUUGGUAAUUCUUCAGAAUUUCGAUUAAAUGAUAAAGCUAUCAGUCGAACAGAGUACUCACAUGAACUUGAAAAAAUUGGCAUUCUACUGAAAGGUAGAAACUGCCUGGUGUUUCAGGGAACUGUGGAGAAUAUUGCAAUGAAGAAACCCAAAGAAAGAACACAAUUGUUUGAACAAGUCAGCAACUCAGGGGAAUUGUCUAAUGAAUAUGAUAUGAAGAAGAAGGAAAUGAUAAAUGCAGAAGAAGAAGCUCGAUUUAACUACAAUAAAAAGAAAAACGCAGCUGUUGAGCGCAAGCAUGCAAAAUAUGAGAAAGAAGAGGCAGAUCGUUACCAAGUGUUGGUUGAAGAACUGAAAGAAAGCAAAAUUCAAUUGAAACUCUUCCUUUUGUAUUAUAAUGAGAAGCUUAUGGAAAAUUUAUGCAAUGAUUUGCAAGCAAAAAGUGAAGUUAUAAAUAGUCAGAAAUUAGAGAAGGCCACAACAGAGGAAGAAGUGAGAACUGUGAAGAAAGAGUUGGGUAAACUGAACCGAGAGCUGCAAAAAGUGGAGAAGGAGAUAAAAGCUCAUGAAUCUAACCUGAACGAGAGGCGGCCCAGCUAUAUAAAAGCCAAGGAGAACACAAGGCACCUUAUUAAAAAGGUUGAGAUGGCUAAAAAUUCUAUGAAAAACAGUGAAAAGCAAUACAACAAACACCAGCAAGAGGUGAAGGAUCUGGAAUCAGAACUUGAAGACCUGAAUAAACUGUUGGUAGAAUAUGAGGAAAAGGUACAAGCAGAACUCAGCAGCAGAGGUCAGAGCAUGGAACUGGAAGAGAGCCAAAUGGAGGAGUAUAAAGAACUGAAAGAACUGGUGAGAAAAAAGGUGUUUACAGUGGCUCAUGAUCUAGAGAAACUGCGAUGGGAACAGAAAGCUGAUCAAGGCAAACUGGAACUGGAACAAAGGAACUAUAAACAUCUGGAAAUUCGAAUUAGACACACGGAAUUGGAAAUAGAAGAUUAUAUGAAAAGAAUAGAAAAGCUUGAGGAAUAUGUUAAUACCUGCAAGGUUUCUCUGACUGAGCAGAAACACCAGGAAGAAGACUUGAUUAAUGAAAUAAAAAAUGCUAAGCAACGUAUCAGUGAUGUCAGUGAAAAACUAAAUGAGGUGGCUGGUGAGCUGCAGAAUGCAGGGAUUGAUCACCGUGAAGGCCAUCGCCAACAAAGGAAAGCUGAAAUACUUGAGAGCUUAAAGCGUUUGUACCCAGAUUCUGUGUAUGGAAAACUUGUGGAUCUAUGUCAUCCUAUCCACAAGAAGUACCAGAUAGCUGUCACCAAAGUUUUUGGAAGAUACAUUAAUGCUAUUGUGGUUGCUACUGAGAACACAGCCAGAGAUUGUAUUAAGUAUUUGAAAGAGGAACGAGCUGAACCAGAGACUUUUUUGGCAUUAGAUUACCUGGAACUAAAACCAAUCAAUGAACAGUUGCGUGAAAUUAAAGGAGCCAAAAUGAUGAUUGAUGUAGUUCAGUGUGUAUCACCACAGUUGAAGAAAGUGGUACAGUUUGUUUGUGGCAAUGGACUAGUAUGUGAAAGUCUGAAAGAAGCCAGACAGAUUGCAUUUGAAGGACCAGAAAGACUUAAGACAGUGGCAUUGGAUGGAACACUCUUCCUGAAGUCUGGUGUUAUCUCUGGGGGAUCCUGUGAUCUAAGGUUUAAAGCUAGAUGCUGGGAUGAGAAGGGCAUCAGUCAGCUGAAAGAAACCAAGGAUAAGCUGAAAAAUGAGCUCCGGGACUUAAUAAAAGUAAACAGGAAAGAAGCUGAAUUAAGGCAGUUGCAGGCUCAAAUCAAGGGUGUAGAGACCAGGAUGAGAUAUUCCUUGAGUGAUCUGGAGCAAACUAAGAAAAAGCAAUUGGCUAAUCGUCAAAUGGAAAGGUCAAAACUAGAAAGUACAUUGGCCAAUUUGAAGUCCCUGUUGGCUAUGGUAAGAUCAAAUAUUGAGGAUCGUGAUUUGAAAAUGCAAGAGAUUCAGUCUCAAAUAAAUGAUGUUGAAGAUAAAGUGUUUGAAGAUUUCUGCAUCAAGAUAGGUGUAGCAAAUAUUCGUGAAUAUGAGGAUGAACAUGUGAAGCAUUUAGAAGAAAUAACUAAGAAAAGGUCAGAGUUUGAGAACCAAAAAACACGGUUGGCAAUCCAACUUGAAUACUUACAUGAUAGGAUUACAGAGGAUGUUAGAAAAAUUACUAAGUGGAAAGAAGCUAUUGCAAAAGAUGAAGAAGAAAUUAUGAAGUUGAAGAAGGAAGAGUUACAGUUAAUGAGAGUUGUAGAUGAAAUCAUGGCAAUGCAGCAGGAUUCUACUAACCAGCUUUUAAUUAUAAAGACACAAAUCCAGGAUGUGCAAAAGAAACUUGAUGAAGCCAGAAAGAAAUUAUCAAAUACUGACAGGGAGUUGACAAAGUUUCAGAAAGAGCAUGUUUCUAUUGAAGCAUCUAUAGAACAAAAAAGGUUGGAGCGACACAAUCUUCUGAUUGCCUGCAAAGUCCAGGAUAUACAGAUUGAAUUACUCCAGGGCAAACUAGAAGAAAUUGGUGAGGUUGGAACAGAAGAAGAAAGCACACAGGCAACAGUAGAUAUCUUUGAAUUGGAAGCUGGUUUUGUAAUAGACUACAGCGAGUUACCAACAGAUCUGAAAGGUCUUACAUCCCCUAAAGAAAUUGGGAUAGAGGAGGAUAGACUGAAUAGGUUAUUAGAAGAAAAGGAGAAGAUUUUACACAAAACAACUGCACCAAAUCUGAGAGCAGUAGAAAAGCUACAAAAUGUGUGUGAUAAGUUUGAACAAUCAGUCAAUGCAUUUGAUUUAAGCAGAAAGAAAGCUAGAAUCUGCAGACAGGAGUUUGAACAUGUCAAAAGAAGGAGAUACAAUUUGUUUAACCACUGUUUUGAGCAUGUUUCAGUGAAAAUUGAUCAAAUCUACAAGAUGAUGUGCCAGAAUAGCAGUGCUCAGGCAUUCCUCAGUCCUGAGAACUCUGAGGAACCUUACUUGGAUGGUAUUGGUUACAACUGUGUGGCUCCUGGGAAACGAUUCAUGCCUAUGGAUAACUUGUCAGGAGGAGAAAAGUCAGUAGCAGCAUUGGCACUGCUUUUUGCUAUUCACAGUUAUCGGCCAGCUCCUUUUUUUGUGCUUGAUGAAGUUGAUGCUGCCUUGGACAACACAAACAUUGGAAAAGUUACAAAUUACAUCCGAGAACAAUCCAAGAAGAGCUUUCAAGUGAUUGUGAUUUCACUAAAGGAAGAAUUCUAUUCAAAAGCUGAUGCAUUAAUUGGUGUAUAUCCAGAGCAAGGUGAAUGCAUGUCCAGUCAACUUUUGACCUUCGACCUUACACUUUACAAAGAAAAUACCAAAUCGGAACAGCAGCAACAGCCAAGUCAGGAUGAUUAAUAUGAUAUAUACUUAGGUUUAAGAUAAAACCAGUGAGUUGAACCAAAAUGUUACGUUUCACUUGUUAUCUUUAAACACUGGUUAUCUUUAUUGUUUCCAACUCUGUUGAAUAAGGAAUUCCCGUUCAAAUAUUUUGCAUGUUUUGGUUGCUCUGAAAGUUUAAGGACAGACAAAAAAAGAAAUAAGGCACCAUUUAAUUGAUGUUAAUUUGACUUUGCAACUAUCCCACAAACACUACUUGACCAGAAGUUAAGAUUCAGCUUCUCCACACCUCAACCUACCUUAAAUCAGGUCAUUUGAAUAUAAACAAUACAUAAUACAGAUUUUUAAUCAAUUUCAGAAAUGUUUUCAAAUCUUUAAAUAAACCACAGACAUUUUUGGUUAAUGUAACACUUUUGUACUUUUACUUUUCUGAGAACAAUUAUCUGUCCAAGUCAGAAAAUGGCAUUGAAGAGGUGAUCAAUAUUGUGCUUAGUACAGGGAACCUAAUGAUCACAUUUAUCCUUUUAAGAAGUUGCUAUAGAAAAUAAGAGUAACAAUAAUGAUGAGUUAUUCAAAAGAUUUUAAAGGUAGAUACAGCUUCUGCAGUGAAUUCCUAAUAAAAUGAUAGUAUUUCAGUAUUGAGGAAAAAUACAUGGAGAAAUAUUUUAGAAAGUAUAAAAAUCACGUUUGACAGUUUUACUCCCAUUGAAGGAUUGAGAUUCUAUCUUUGUAUUGCAUAAUGCUGGUUUAGUUGCCACAAUGCCAGCUACAAAUUCAUAUAAACUUGUGCAACAGGGUUCACAUUGAAUAUGGCCUAUGUACACAUUAGAAUCUAGCAGCUCAACUUUUACUUUACAGUGGACAUCAAUCAGUCAGCAUCUUGAACACAAUGAAUCCAUGAACUUAUUACAGCAAUAAGUUCAGCAAUACAGUGCCAAGUAUAGCAAUAACAGUGCCAAAAUGAUGGUUCCAUGCAAUAGGCACCAUAUCUGUAAUGCAUUGUUUGUUGCAAACAGUUGAAUUGAAAACAUUUUGUUGUCACCUUCUUCAGUUGCAUCUCAGGCUUUUAAUUUUGUUUCUUAAAGCUGCUCAAUUUUUAUCUAAAUGUAUAUAUGUUUUAUUUAGAUUUUAAGUACUAGUUCUAUAUUCAUUGCCUGGAUGAUGCACCAUUUCUUUCAACCUUGUUUUUUUGUGUAUUUUUGAGCUGAAGUUGACACAAUUUAAAAGUCUGAAAAGUGGAGGUGAAAAUUUGCUUAACACUGAAUGCCAUAAAAGUCGUAAUUUUAGGCAUAAUUUUGAAAAAGUGAGCAGAAGACUGAUGGGUACUUGAGUGAAUUGUUAGGAACAUUAUGUAUUAAAUUUAAUAGAAGGCCAAGGCAAAACAGAGAAAUAGAGAUUGAAAGGAUUAAUGCCUGAAUGAUUCAAUUGCCUGAAAGGAAACAAUUAUUGCCUGCAUAUUAAUAGGCUGAUAGAGUAAAGGACAAAAAGGAGCCAUUAUUGACAUAGCUUUCACAAGGAAAACAGAAAAUGAGACAAAAGAAAAAGAUGAACAGCAGGCAAGGUAGCAAAGAGAAGCAUGAUAAACUAUGUAGGAAACAAGCCACAGAUUGUGGAAUGAUGCACUAGUUCUAAAAUAGAAAUGUUGAGUUUCAACUAACAAUUGAGAU
This is a messenger RNA of Hypanus sabinus (Atlantic stingray), 5474 nucleotides long. Its product is annotated as structural maintenance of chromosomes protein 1B-like. The coding region runs from base 1 to 3825 and encodes 1274 amino acids. Gene Ontology annotation, cellular component: cohesin complex; nucleus; chromosome. Lineage: Eukaryota; Metazoa; Chordata; Chondrichthyes; Myliobatiformes; Dasyatidae. The transcript is spliced from 25 exons. Gene Ontology annotation, biological process: sister chromatid cohesion. The record is from RefSeq and is a predicted model, not a curated record. Gene Ontology annotation, molecular function: ATP binding; DNA binding; protein binding.